AUGUGGUGGUUAAUUUUCACGUUGUUUGUGGCGAAAAAUGUGGCCAGCAAUCCGGGCUUGGCCCCUGAAAUAAAAUUGAGGGAUGGAUAUUUGAUGCCCACUUUUGGGUUGGGUACUUGGCUUGGUGUAACUAAAGAGGGUUCCUUGAACGAAGUACAAGACGAUUCGGUAGAGAAAGCUGUCGAAGCAGCUAUAGACUCGGGGUAUAGGCAUAUAGAUACUGCUUCCCUCUACAAAACUGAGCCCCAGGUUGGAAAAGCAAUUGAUAAGAAAAUAAAAGAAGGUGUUGUAACAAGAGAAGAAGUGUUUGUAACUACUAAGCUUUGGGGUGAUCAGCACGCUAAAGAACAAGUGGUCCCUGCACUUAAAAGCUCCCUUAGGAACCUCACUAUGGACUACUUGGAUUUAUACUUAAUACAUUUCCCCGUUGCAACUAAAGGUUUAUCUUUCAUACCAGACGACACAGACUAUUUAGAAACAUGGCACGGUAUGAUAGAGGCUCAGAAACAGGGUCUCACCCGGUCUAUCGGAGUUUCAAACUUUAACGAGGAGAUGAUAGAGAGGCUUAUCAGGGAAACCGGAGUCACACCGGCUGUGUUACAAAUUGAAAUCCACCUUAAUCUGCAACAACCGAACCUCCUUAAAUACUGUAGGGAACGAGACAUCGCAGUCAUGGGCUACACUCCGUUCGGGGCCCUAUUCCCUAGCAAAGCCGCGUCUGGGGCUCCACCGCCAAGAAUCGACGAUCCGGCCCUAGUCAAAAUCGCAAAUAAGUACAACAAAACAGUACCACAAGUUGUACUUAGAUAUAUUUUUGAACUAGGCGUCGUGGCCAUUCCGAAAUCGGUAAAAGCAUCCCGUAUCCGUGAAAAUAUCGAUAUAUUCGAUUUCUCACUGAGCGACGAAGAUAAGCAACUCCUGCGCAGUUACGACGCCAACUAUCGAACAACUACGGUGCCCUUCUGGAAGGACCACCCGUACUAUCCUUUCAAGCCGUGGUAA
Leptosia nina is the source of this 1002-nucleotide messenger RNA. The record is from the annotation of a GenBank genome assembly. NCBI's taxonomy places the organism in Eukaryota, Metazoa, Arthropoda, Insecta, Lepidoptera, Pieridae.